AUGCCGGACAGAAAGCCUCUACGCACCGCCAACCCAGACAACUCUAUAUGGAAAGGUCUCUCAGAGGAUGCUUUUCGUCGAACUAUCAUUGCCCUAUCCAGAGCCACGGGCGGCGUUCCGGUUGACUCAAAAGACUGGUGGUCAACUACUGAUCAUGAAGAGAGUCUGCCCCCUUCAACGACAAUUCGCUUGCUUCCGUACCAGACUGAGCAAAGACUAGCUGAUGAUCUUGCAUUCAUAUCAGCUGCCCAAGAAGGAGUAGAGAGCGUGGCGGCUGCGUGCGUUGAGGAGAUUCGUGAGCCUCCGGGACUUAUCUUUCGUGUCGCUGCAAACGAAGGGAUACGCGAAGAGAUCAGGACUGCCUUGGAACAAAUCUGCGCUUGUCUGAUGUCUUGUGCGUCAACUGAUAUCUCGCUGGUCGAGUGCAUUUCGACAACCAGAAGAUUAGUACUCGCAUUCUGCCAUGUGCGGAUCAUCUCACGAAUGCGGCUGUUUCUUGGAUAUCAACCUUCACACCAUCACGGUGCGGCCAUGAACGCCGGUCCAAAACUCGAGAACACUCUGAGCCGGAUGCGAAGCACGGCGACAACGGCGACUGCCGUAGGCCUAGUGAACCGAAUAACCAAGCUGAGAGCGAAAUUCCAGAAUAUCCUACGCUUAGAUAACCUGCAGGCGGCUCAAGAGCUAGAGGAGUGUGUUCAUGAGUGCUUUUCUAUCACCACUGACAACGGUCGUACUCCAUUUCGAACCACCUUACACGAAGCCGAACUCGACUCUCGUGCGUGGUUCAACAAUAAAUUUAUGAUGCAAAUCGACAAGCUCGGUGCAUAUUACAGGAUUCCUGAGACUCUGUCCAGAGAAGCUCGCAGAAAAGGAAUGAGACCCCUUUUCUCAAGGAUUAGGCUCGAGUAUAUUGCUCCAUACCGACCAGCAAAAAGCUCUAUAUCACUUUCGGGCGAGAAGGUUUAUUGUCACGUACACGCAGAAGUGCAGAUGGUCAUUCAUUACAUCCUCAAAGCCACGGGGCCUAGGCCUCGGAUUAUUGGGACAAGCAAAGCAGCUUGUUUUCUCUGCCAUCUAUUCAUUACCGAACACAAGGUUUUCGCCGUAUCAGCAUGGCAUGGGCGUCUUUACGAUCAGUGGACUAUUCCAGACCUCAAGGAAUAUAGUCCCGCGAAUAUCACUGCAUUGAGGGCAACCAUACAAGAAAUGCACCGUAAAUGCACUCAACUUAUCUCCACGAGGAGUCCUUUGCGUCCUUACCCACUGACUAGCAGGCACAAUCUGCAGCAUCUUCCCACUUUCUCACCCGCGUCAACAAUCCACAACGUGAGACUUGACCAGGCGCAAAGGCUGAGCAGGCCCGUUUCGACAGUUGCGGAGGGAGUCGAGGUCAAUGGUCCUUGCAUUCACACAUCCGGGUCAUCUGCUUCAUCAAUUGUCCCUGAACAAGACGCCAGCGAAUUACCAUCAUCUGCGGACGGUUCUGCGGCACCUAGUCGGUCGAAUGAUGUACCCAUUUCAGAAAUCGCUGUCGAAAGCAACGAAGUCAGGACUCCGGUACCACAAAACCGCGCACUUAGUGAUUGGCACCAAAGGAUCGACUCAAGAGAAUCAACUUCUUCUACAGGGAUCUUACACCUCCGUCCUGGCAGGCCUCGGUUUAUUGAGUUGCCGCGUAUUAAUAUUCUUGCGGAGAUAGAGUCACCAUCCAAAGGGAUAAUCGCAUUGAAGGACAACGACAUGAAUAUACCUUCUGGAAGUCGGGUGGUCAAUCUGGAAGACCUUGGUGAAGUGCAUGAGACCAUCCUCGAAAAAAGAGAUUCCGAGUCUUCCAUUGUGCUGCAGUUCCAGAAAGGCGGCAUCAACGUCUGUUGUGUAGCCCUGGAAUGGAUAUGA
Fonsecaea multimorphosa CBS 102226 is the source of this 1899-nucleotide messenger RNA. RefSeq lists its product as uncharacterized. Bases 1 to 1899 code for a protein of 632 amino acids. NCBI's taxonomy places the organism in Eukaryota, Fungi, Ascomycota, Eurotiomycetes, Chaetothyriales, Herpotrichiellaceae. The transcript has 2 exons. The record is from RefSeq and is a predicted model, not a curated record.